Molecule: messenger RNA, 579 nt
Organism: Metarhizium robertsii ARSEF 23
Lineage: Eukaryota; Fungi; Ascomycota; Sordariomycetes; Hypocreales; Clavicipitaceae
Product: inorganic phosphate transporter
Exons: 3
Coding region: 1-579 (192 amino acids)
Biological process (GO): protein targeting to ER
Cellular component (GO): endoplasmic reticulum; mitochondrion
Source: RefSeq, a predicted model, not a curated record
AUGGCCGGCCUCAACCCCCAGAUCACCAACCUCGUCAUCAUGUUGGGCAUGAUGCAGGUGUCGAAGCGCAUUCCCUUUGACGACCCCAACGUCCUCAACACCGUUCGCGCCGUCUACCUGGGCAGCAAUGUCCUCAUUGCCCUGCUGUACCUGUACAUUGGAUCGCAGAUCAACAAGAAGAAGGACCUGACGACGCUCAAGUACGUUGAGCCCCCGCCCAUGGGCUCCACGGAAGAAGGCAAGCUCGUCACGACCACGAUCCAGGCCUACGACAAGGACCAGCUCCGCGCCCUCUUCCGCGGGCAGAUGAUGGGCAUCGCCAUCAUGGGCUUCAUGCACCUGUACAUGAAGUACACCAACCCCCUCCUCAUCCAGAGCAUCCUGCCCGUCAAGAGCGCCCUCGAGAGCAACCUCGUCAAGAUCCACAUCUACGGCCAGCCCGCCAGCGGCGACCUCAAGCGCCCCUUCAAGCAGGCCGCCGGCUUCAUGAGCGCCAUGCAGCAGGGCCAGGCCCAGAGCGACAAGAAGGCCGUCGAGGCUGCCGAGAAGUCGGGCCGCGGCGGCGCCAAGGAAGAGUAG